Messenger RNA from Cladophialophora psammophila CBS 110553, 1806 nucleotides. RefSeq lists its product as uncharacterized. Bases 1 to 1806 code for a protein of 601 amino acids. Lineage: Eukaryota; Fungi; Ascomycota; Eurotiomycetes; Chaetothyriales; Herpotrichiellaceae. The record is from RefSeq and is a predicted model, not a curated record. The transcript is spliced from 2 exons.
AUGAUAAGGUCGCGGAAGCUACUCGCUCUGAUCCUUCUCGUCGGGACUGCUGCAUUGACUCUAUAUUUGCUCCAAAGCCCUGGACAGAUCCAGACACUCGAGGAGUCGACCGCCUCCCUCCUCCAAGGCCACCAUGCUCACGAGGAGAACCAGCCGCUUCUACCGGCAAGCUCCCUGUUGCACCCUAUUCACCAACUAGUCGCCCAGAGCGAGAGCGACCUUCAGACUCUUCGGGCCCGCCAGUCCCGAUCCCUUAGCGAUGCCGUAGCCGAGUACCGCAGGCGGUACAAGCUGCCUCCUCCUCCCCAUUUCGACAAAUGGUACAACUUUGCGAAGAAGCGGGGCGUCGAGCUGAUUGACGAAUAUGACACGAUAUAUCACCAAUUGCUGCCGUUCUGGGCAUUGGAGCCCGCGGUCAUAAGAGAGAGGACAAGAGAAGCAAUUGGAUUCGACAAUGCCUUGAUCGCCGUCAUGAUCCGCAGCGGCAAGGUUACGAAAAUCGAAGGAGGUGGAGAUAUGUAUGAGUGGCACAGAGAUGCGACACCCAUCAUGUUGAAGGAUUUCAUCAAAUACCUGCCGGAUAUGGAUUUGGCAUUCAACAUCCAUGACGAGCCUCGCGUGGUGAUGCAACACGAUGACCUCCUGCAUCACGUUCAGGUCGCCCAGAAUGAGAACAUGCCUAAAGCCUACAACGCCCAGACACUGAAGAAUGAAUGGUCACCGCGCGCCGAAGACCUGGGAGAAGGGAUCCGCAUCAAAGAAUACAAAACCACCCGCUUCAACCGGUUUGCGCAUCAGCCGACAUGGAGCAACUCCAGAAUCUCCUGCUCCCCCGAAAGUGCCGCCCGUAUCUGUCUCAACGACUCCUGUCCAGACAAUGUUACUGCCUACUCUGACCUGCCGCUGGGCUUCAUCCGUAACACUACCGCGUUCUCCGACAUCUGCAACUCUCCCAGCAUGGAGAAAUCAUUCGGCUUUUUCGACCGCCCCAACGCAUUCGACGUCACACAUGACCUAUUCCCAAUCUUUUCGCAAUCAAAGAUCUCUUCUUUCCAGGACAUCCUCUACCCAUCGCCCUGGUAUUUUGUGGGCCGCGUAAAGUACCAACCUGAACGGGACAUGUCUUGGGAAGAAAAGGUCCCCACGAUGUAUUGGCGGGGCAGCACAACAGGUGGUUUCUCCCGCGACGGGGGAUGGAGGAGGCAACACCGCCAGCGCUUCCUCACAAAGAUCCAGCCACUGAACACGGCCAAGGUUCUCGAAUUAGACACUAACUCUUCGGCGGAGGACUCGCUAUGGCGCGAGAAGACCAUUUCCGCAGCCGAUAUGGCCCAUUACUUCGACGUCAAAUUCACAUACAUUGGACAGUGUGAUCCUGGCGACUGCGACGCUCAACGUGAGUAUUUCGGCACAGUGGAACCUGUGGAUAUGUUUGACGCACUUGCGUCUCGCUUUUUACUCGAUAUUGAUGGCAAUGCCUUUUCCGGCCGCUAUUACGCCUGGCUAUUGAGCAAGUCCCUUGUGUACAAGCUCGCGGUGUUCCGCGAAUGGCACGACGAAUGGCUGAGGCCAUGGGUGCAUUACAUCCCACUCGGUUUGAUUGGUGACGAAUACGCCGAGAGCGUGAGAUACUUUGAUCAAGAGGAGGCUGGCAAGGUGGAAGGGAAGAGGAUAGCGGAGCAGGGAAGAAGUUGGGCGCAAAAUGUGCUCAGAAACGAGGAUCUCGAGGUGUGGUAUUUUCGGCUGCUGUUAGAGUAUGGUCGCUUAAUCGAUGACAAUCGACAUAAUAUCGGCUUUAGUCUCUGA